Messenger RNA from Solenopsis invicta (red fire ant), 1173 nucleotides. It is a transcript of the gene APC10, whose product is annotated as anaphase-promoting complex subunit 10. The coding region runs from base 212 to 781 and encodes 189 amino acids. The transcript has 3 exons. The record is from RefSeq and is a predicted model, not a curated record. Gene Ontology annotation, biological process: protein K11-linked ubiquitination; anaphase-promoting complex-dependent catabolic process. NCBI's taxonomy places the organism in Eukaryota, Metazoa, Arthropoda, Insecta, Hymenoptera, Formicidae. Gene Ontology annotation, cellular component: anaphase-promoting complex.
GAUACCUCGACGAGUCGAGAGCGAACCUGGUUUUUGAAAUGCGCGAGCAGGCAUCAAAACUUUCGCUGAGAAUUAGAAACGAGUGUUGUGAUGUGUCGGGAAAUCACUCGGCCUAAUGUUAUUUUGUAUAAUAUUCCAGUGAGUGUUAGAAAGACGUUAGGUAGAAGAGCCGCUAUUUCGGAACGACGGUUCGAAGAGGCCUAACCUAACUAUGAGCAACAAGACUAAUAAUAACGGGGAAAUAGAUCCCGUACAGGAGCAGCUGACUGGCCGAGUACGAGAGGUCGGGAACUACGCGAUCUGGAGCUUGUCCAGUUGUAAACCGGGAUUCGGCGUGGACCAGCUUCGCGAUGACAUCACGGAAACGUACUGGCAAUCGGACGGGCAGCUGCCUCACUUGGUGAACAUACAGUUCAAGAGGAAGACGACCAUUCGUGACAUAUGUAUCUACACGGAUUACAAACUGGAUGAGAGCUACACUCCCAACAGGAUAAGCAUCAGAGCUGGGACCAACUUCAAUGAUCUGCAGGAGGUAGAGGUGAUGGACCUGAAUGAGCCAAGCGGGUGGAUAGUGAUUCCUAUUAAGAAUAUUAAUGAUCGGCCCAUUAGGACGUUUAUGAUUCAGAUAGCGGUCAUUAGCAAUCAUCAGAAUGGCAGGGAUACCCACAUGAGACAGAUCAAGAUCCACAGCCCUGCGCAAGACAUUCUUGGCCCACCAGCGCCUUACAUCCCAGGACAAUUUCUCACCAAUGAAUUUUUACGCUACGCUACUAUUAGAUAAGACUUGUAAAUUAAACUUCCUAAAUAUACAGUGGCAUGCAAAAGUUUCCAGCCAGUGAAAUUUUGUACUCUAAUUUAUUAAAAAACAGCCUAAUAAAAUUUUCAUAAUUAUCAUUAUUUUACUAUAUUAUUUUGUUAUCUAUAUCUUACCUGAUAAUUGUGACAAUAUUAUUAGUCUGUUUUUUAAUAAAUUAGAGUACAAAAUGUCACUGGCCAGAAACUUUUACACACCACUGUAUUUAAAGACAGUAUUUAAAUAUAUAUAAAUAUAAAAUAAAAUUUUAUUAUGAUGAACAUUCUUGAGAAUAUUCAUAAACUCUUUCAUUUUCAAUCUCAAAUAUAUUUUGCUCAAUUUGUUUUGUCUACUUAUUAGGAAUAAAUCGAUCUAUUUAU